Molecule: messenger RNA, 381 nt
Organism: Dovyalis caffra
Lineage: Eukaryota; Viridiplantae; Streptophyta; Magnoliopsida; Malpighiales; Salicaceae
Source: the annotation of a GenBank genome assembly
AUGGCAUCGAUUUACACCUGCACGGAAUGUGGGACAAACCUGAAUCUAAACAUAAACUGUCUCUACCCACAAGACUUCUACUUUGAAGCAGGAAACAAAGGCACCCUCUCUUUCUCUUCAAUAGACUCGACUAAAUUCAGGUUUGAAAAGGAAGAGAAGAUCAGGCCAUUUUUUGAGACAGUGAAUUACUGGGGCAUUCAAAGAAAGAGAACCAAGAUCAAGUGUAAUAGUUGUGGUUGUCUAGUUGGUUAUGUUUAUGAUGAUGGGCAGCCUUUAACUAUUAGUCCUGGUCAGUUUGGUCUUGGUCCUAGUCAGGCUAUUCCAAGAGCUCCUAGGUAUAGGUUCAAGACUAAGGCUCUUAUAAUUGCUUCAGAAACUUGA